Molecule: messenger RNA, 1847 nt
Organism: Salvia hispanica
Lineage: Eukaryota; Viridiplantae; Streptophyta; Magnoliopsida; Lamiales; Lamiaceae
Product: TOM1-like protein 4
Biological process (GO): protein transport to vacuole involved in ubiquitin-dependent protein catabolic process via the multivesicular body sorting pathway
Molecular function (GO): phosphatidylinositol binding; ubiquitin binding
Source: RefSeq, a predicted model, not a curated record
UACCAAACACGCCCUUCUCUCACUCUCUUGAACUGGACAAAGGACCUGGCCGACAAUUCAACGAAAGAUCGCACCUUUCUUUUCUUCUCUGAACUCUCUAUCUCUCCCGAUUCGAUUCCCAUGAUUCCCGAUCUCAUGCUCUCAUAUUCCAACUGGGUCGCUUCGUGUUCUUGAAAAAAAAAUAUGAUCUUUGAGGUUUUGGUGGCUGGUUUUCUUUCAAUUUUGACUUGGUAUCUGAGUUCCGAUUUCAGUGGGCCCCUUUUUCUAGGAUGCUGUCUUGCAUUCGCGAAUUAGACUAGAUUUUUGGAAGGGGGAAGGUAGCGGCUACAGUGCACAAAAAAUAUGCCUAACGCAGCAGCUGUUGCCGAGAAGGCUACCAGUGGCAAGCUGGAUGGUCCAGAUUGGGCAAUAAACAUCGAGCUUUGUGAUGUGAUAAAUACGGAUCCUAGGCAAGCGAAGGAUGCACUAAAGAUAAUCAAGAAAAAACUACGGAGUAAAAGCCCAAAAACUCAGCUCCUUGCACUGUUUGUGCUCGAUACGCUGAGCAAAAACUGCGGGGAGCUUAUAUUUCCGAUGAUUGUUGAGCGGGAUAUUCUAAGUGAGAUGGUCAAAACUGUAAAAAAGAAGCCCGAUUUGGAUGUGAGGGAGAAGAUACUUGUGCUGAUUGAUACUUGGCAAGAAGCUUUAGGCGAAAUAUUUCCCGAAUAUUCCGCUGCUUACAAUGAACUGAAGUCUGAUGGUGUUGAAUUUCCACCUCGAGAGGAAACUAGUUUAACAUUGUUCGAUCCACCCCAAACCCAUACCAUAGCUGAGACUACUUUCCCGUACGAGGACGCAGACAUUGAAGCAACAUUGGAAUCUGAUGCCUCUGGACUCAGCCCGGAGGAGAUUCAGACUGCUGAGGGACUCGCUGACGUUCUUAUGGAAAUGCUGACUGCCUUGGAUCCAAAUAAUUCUCAGGACGAGAUCAUUGUUGACUUGCUGGAUCAGUGCCGGUCAUACCAAAAACGUGUCACAGUUCUUGUGAACGAGACCACAGACGAGAACCUUCUAUGUAGAGGAUUAGCAUUGAAUGACAGUUUGCAGCGAGUUCUUCGUCGCCACGAUGAUAUUAUUGCUCAUGGAACUCCUCCAGUUCCAGUGGCGAAAACAGAAGCUCCAGUUGCGCCUCUUAUGAAUGUGGAUCACGAAGAUGAAGAAUCAGAAGAUGAUUUUUCUCAGCUGACGCGCAGAUCAUCGAGGGAUGCAUCGAAAGGGCUAGCACAAAAGACCGAUCUCAGUGACGACGUCUAUGAGACAGAUCGUUCGUCCAGAGCAUUAGGUUCCACAAGUAGUGCUGUUCCGCCUCACUCAAGCAGCCGAAACUCCUUCCCUCCGCCAAGUCCAACACAUUCGUCAUCAUCUUCUGAUGACGAUGUCAUCUAUCCACCACCGCCACCACCACCACUCAGCGGAGCAGAUGCAACGAGCGACUCUGCGGAUGCAUUGCCGCCGCCUGCUACCCGUCUUCCUCCUCCACCAAUCAGGUAUAACCAGAGGCAGCAGUUUUUCAAGCAAAAGCAGACGAAUGGCGGGGCAAGUAGCCAGUCUUCAGGUUCCUCCUUGGAGAGCCUGGUUGGGCCGGCCAGGAAUCUGUCGCUCAGAUCACCACCGGCUGCUGCCACCGAGCAGGAAAAAGCCGAUGACGCGCUUUUUCGAGACUUGGUUGAAUUCGCUAAAGCCAAGUCAUCUUCACCUAGACCAAAUAGGCCAUUGUGAAUUUGAAAUUUGUUUUGUUGUUUCUACGAUGUGGGAUUUGUAACAAUUACAAAAUUGAUCCAAAAUCUAUUAUCUCGAUUCUCUAUUUA